CCCCGAGCAACUGUAAAUUUUUGCAUCACUUCCAUUUUUGGCAACUCAUCCAUGAUGUCUCCAUUCUCUGUAUUUAGGAUCUCUCUCCUUACGUGGAUGCACUGGGCUAUCCUACUCGGAAGCCUAAUAGAGAAAACAUGGGGCUCACCAAUGAAUACUUCGUCGCGCCUUGCUGCGAGGGGCCUCUUUGGUCCAGCAAACUGCAAUAGCCAGGAAUUUUUAAGUCUGAUGGCCUCAUUGAAUGAUGCUGAGGACAUGCUGAAGGUUACAAUUGAUAGGACAGCAGACCUAUACAACUGGUUAAAUACGAGACCAUCAUCUUUUUCCGGGAGGAAUAGCCUUCAGCUGUCCACUCUACGCACCUUCGAAGCUAUUUUUGGCGAGGUGUACUAUGGUUCUACAAACCCACAGGGAAAUUCUGCUGGUCUUGCGCGUAUAAAGAAAGUUGGAAAUACCGCAACUGGACUCGUGUCGCAGUUCGAUGAUUUGCUAUCUUUGAAAGUAGAUAUCUUCUGCGACGACUCCUGGCUACUUGACACUGACCCCCAAGGAAAUCCACCUAAUCGAGACAAGGGCAACUUUCAGUACUUCAACCCCCAUGAAAAUACUUAGGAGAAUUUCAACAAACUCGGCGGAAGCUGCCGUGAUAGCAAUUUAUACGGUUUCGUUUUGUCUGCUUCUCCCGGAAAUAACGAUUAUUUGACUCUCUGUCAAAGCAACUGGCUUGCAGACAUUAAUAAUGGAAACACAUUUCGGAAGCUGUCCGGGAACACGUAUACUAAUGGCCAAGGUUAUAUCCAAAGCUUCAAGUCUCUUGCAGCUAGCACAAUGGUACACGAACUAAGCCAUUGUCAGUCUCUUCUUGGAGCUGGCAAUAAUUGGUGUGAGUAAUCCAAACACCAAACUAUCUAAUGCGGAC
This is a messenger RNA of Pseudogymnoascus verrucosus, 919 nucleotides long. RefSeq lists its product as uncharacterized. The coding region runs from base 52 to 612 and encodes 186 amino acids. The transcript is spliced from 4 exons. The record is from RefSeq and is a predicted model, not a curated record. NCBI's taxonomy places the organism in Eukaryota, Fungi, Ascomycota, Leotiomycetes, Thelebolales, Thelebolaceae.